Molecule: messenger RNA, 849 nt
Organism: Monosiga brevicollis MX1
Lineage: Eukaryota; Choanoflagellata; Craspedida; Salpingoecidae
Exons: 9
Coding region: 1-849 (282 amino acids)
Biological process (GO): nuclear-transcribed mRNA catabolic process, nonsense-mediated decay
Source: RefSeq, a predicted model, not a curated record
AUGGCGGACGCCUUUGUACCCAACAACGACAAGUUUCUGGUGAUUGCCGUUUUGGGGCGCGAGCAUUCGGGCAAGUCCACCCUGCUCAAUGCUUUUGAUCAAGACGCGCAGCUUAGCACUACCGAUGGCAAAGCCACUCCAUCCUUUCCUAUUGCUUCCGAGGAUCAAGUGCUAAGUGGGCAACGCUGCACGCGUGGCAUCAACUUUCGCAUCACGUCGAAUCGGCAUAUUCUCUUGGAUCUUCAGCCCCUCCUCAGCUUAAGCGAGUUGGAUGAGCUCAUGGAUAUCCCAUCUGACAAAAUCCCCUUUGGCUUGGAAACGGCUGAGCAACUUCUUCGCCAUCGUGCCUGCCAGUUGAUUCUGUUUGCCAUGUCCGUGGCACACGUGGUCUUGGUGACGCAACGUUGGACGCCAGACACUGAGCUUUGGAGUUUGCUCCGCAUGUGUGAUCACAUGGCCGCACCCCGACCAGACCGCUACCUGCCCGCCAAGGAACCGGCCUGGCAGCGCAUUGCGGCCAAGCUCAUGGUCAUGGCACCCACCUAUGCAAAGCUGGUGAUGGUCUACAACCGGGCACCGCGUGAAUUUUUUGUUCCUGGUGUCACCGAGCGUCUCAUUGACAUGGCCGAACUUUUCUUCCAUCACAGCUACUCGACGCUUCUUGAUUGCGGGUGUACGCUCUGCCCCGUCGGGCCAUUUGUCGUGGGCGGCAAUCUGAAGCCACGGAAGCAGAGUGGUAUUCCCAUGCUGCAUCGACAGUCCGGUAUCAAGGAUUUUGUGUCUGGUCGCACCGGACGUGACAUGCUCUUUGUACCAAAAAUGUCAGCAGCACGACGUUUGGAUCCUUGA